AUGUGUAGGACCGAAAAAGGCAUCCAGGUUAAUUUAGGAGAUGCACCAAGGGUUUGUGGAGUUCAUGAGGGAGCAACCACAUUGGCAAAUAAGAUUUUUCAGCAAGGAUAUUACUGGCCUACAGCGAAGAAAAAAGCCAGAGAAUUGGUGAAUAGAUGUGACAUUUGUCAAAGGUUCGCCAAGGCCAUCAACAGCCUGACUACACCACAAUUAAAUAUAUCAAGCUCGAGGCCAUUCUCACAAUGGCGGAUAGACAUUCUAGGGUCAUUCCCUAAGACGGUCGAGCAGAAGAGAUUUGUAAUUGUGGCUAUAGUUGGCCCUUCUCUAAAUGGCCCGAAGCAGAGGUCGUACCCACCAUCACAGUCUGGAAAGUGA
Molecule: messenger RNA, 375 nt
Organism: Manihot esculenta (cassava)
Lineage: Eukaryota; Viridiplantae; Streptophyta; Magnoliopsida; Malpighiales; Euphorbiaceae
Exons: 1
Coding region: 1-375 (124 amino acids)
Source: RefSeq, a predicted model, not a curated record